This is a messenger RNA of Cuscuta europaea, 1894 nucleotides long. NCBI's taxonomy places the organism in Eukaryota, Viridiplantae, Streptophyta, Magnoliopsida, Solanales, Convolvulaceae. The record is from the annotation of a GenBank genome assembly.
AACACUCCAAACCAGCACUAUUUCAUAGCACCGACCGUAUUUGUACGUCUAUGUGAUUAUAGGCGUAUUUGCUUGCGUGAUAUCAAUGGCAUCCCACACUUUCAGAGUUCCCUUCCAAAGCCAUGGCACCCAAAUCCCGUCUUACACUACUAGUUCAGCCCACCUCCGCAGACCCAAACAAGAAAAUUCACCAGUCUGAACCACUAGCCUCUCAAGGGGAAAAGAACCCGGGAAAAAGAAAACGUGCACCUCCAGGUUUCAAGAAAAAGUCUCCGGAAGCCUCCGACGAGCCCAAUCUCACCCCAAAGCUUCCUGGAUCUCCAAAGCGUGCUUUGCAUGCCGUAGGGGAAGAAGAACCCAGGAAGAAGAAGAAAAACAUAUCUGGGGAAGCAGACGUUCCUAGCGAACAAAAGAAGUCUGCGCCGCACAACCGUGUGUGGAAUGACGAUGAUCAGGUUGCUAUUCUCCAAGGUAUGAUUGACUUUAAGGCCCAAAGAGGGACUGAUCCUAGUGCGGAUUAUGCCGCUUUCAAGGACUUCGUUAUGGAUAAAUUGCACGGGUCGUUUUCCAAGACUCAGAUCGGAGCUAAGAUUAGGGGGCUUCACAGGAAGUUCUUGACCCUUAGUAAGAAGGGAGACCUCCCUACAUCUGCUCAGCCUUAUGAGUGUCAGGUUUAUGAACUUUUAGCAAAGAUUUGGGGAACUGCGAGCAGCAUCAAUGCUAAAAGCCCGGGUGUUGCUAGUGAUUUUGCCAAACCAGAGGCAAAAUUUGCCAGCGGGGAGGUGAACCAGGUAAGCAACUCUAAAAAGACUACUGAAACUACCAACAUUAUGGAUGCACCAAAAGCAGCAAGUGAUAAGAAGACAACUGCACAUGACCACAAAGAAAAGAAGAAGAAGAAGAGAAAGAAGCGGAAGACUCACCCAGAGGAAGAAGUUGAAAAAACUACUGGUGAGAAAAAUCACGAACAAAUUUCCAUUGCUGAAAAAGAUAAACAGACAGCUGCUAAUGGAAAAGGCAAUCCGACUGCUUCUCCAAAGGGUAAUGACAACCACUCUGGCUCUAAUGCAAAAGCCAACCAAACUGCUGCUGAUGGUAAAGACAACCGCUACUCUGCCUCCAAGGAAAAAAACAGCCAGCCUGCUCCUGCUCCUUCUGCUAAGGGUAAUAAACACAACCACUCUGCCUCCGAGGGAAAAAACAGCCAGCCUUCUGCUAAUGAAAAUCUUAACCAGGCUUCUCUGAAAAAUGUAAUGAAUGGUGAAGCUAAGAACGAGACAGGGGAUUUUCAAUCCAAAUAUCCUUGCUUGGUUAGAUCUUUCAAUAAGGAAAACUAUUCAUUCAGUACUCAGGAGACAAUAGAUAUGCUGAAGGAAAAAGUCAAUCUGAUCGAGAGAACCCAGGCUGUUGAGAUUGAGGAGAAAUGGGUCAAGCUAAGGGAAGAACAUGCCGCACAUUGUGUGAAGGUUGCAGAUUUGGUAGCACUGCAGGCCAGGUUUUUGUUUGAUGCUGCUCUCUAGGAAGAGGUAACUUCGUAGAUGUCUGUUCUUUUUUGGGUGUGGAUUAGUAUUUUUCAACUUUGAAAAACCAAACAUGCAAUGCAAUGCUGUCGUUCUCAGAAAAAUUCUGAUGCUAGUAUUAAGUUUUUUGCUAUUAGUAUUUUCUCAUGUUUAGGGUUGAAAAGAAGUGCACUAAAAUGGUCGAGCCUGGUAAUAUUUAUCCCCUCAUUUCUGAACUUCCAUAAAAGUAUGGAGUAAUUUGGAAGCUUUUUGCAUCAAAACAAAGUAACCUUCCUGAUGUGAGCCAAUGCUCUCAUAUUGUUGCAAUGGUGUCUCUCUUAUCAAUUUAAUCCUCAUGUUUCCGUACAGCUAAUCGAGAUGGUUACUUGUGGCAC